AGCUACCCCGAGGCGCGAGGCGGGGUGAUGGGGGCGGUAACUCGACUGCUCGGCGGCGGCGCGGACUUGAACCUGAGGCCCGCGCUCUACAGCCAGAGGCUCCCGGCUGCCGCGACCCGGGAGAACCCGAGCCCUGCGGAGCUCCCAGCGGCCAGGCCUCGAGGCGCUGCGGCCGCGCGGCGAGCCCCAGCCAGCCGGCACCAUGAACACCAUCGUCUUCAACAAGCUCAGCGGCGCCGUGCUUUUUGAGGACCGCGGUGCUGCGGAACGGGAACGGGGCAGCCGGCCCUAUGGUGGCGUCCUGGACAGUACCCACGCCCGCCCUGAGGUGGGCAUUCCGGACGGCCCGCCCCUCAAGGACAACCUCGGCCUGAGACACCGGAGAACUGGGGCCAGGCAGAAUGGCGGGAAGGUGAGGCACAAGCGGCAGGCUCUGCAAGACAUGGCGCGGCCCCUCAAGCAGUGGCUUUACAAGCACCGUGACAACCCGUACCCCACCAAGACCGAGAAGAUCCUCUUGGCGCUCGGCUCGCAGAUGACGCUGGUGCAGGUGUCAAAUUGGUUUGCUAAUGCAAGACGUCGGCUUAAGAAUACUGUUCGACAGCCAGAUUUAAGCUGGGCUUUAAGAAUAAAAUUGUACAACAAGUAUGUUCAAGGAAAUGCUGAGCGGCUUAGUGUAAGCAGCGAUGAUUCAUGUUCUGAAGAUGGAGAAAAUCCUCCAAGAAACCACAUAAAUGAAGGGGGCUAUAAUAAUCCAGUUCACCAUCCUGUGAUUAAAAGUGAAAGCUCAGUCAUAAAAGCUGGAGUGAUCAGGCCAGAGUCACGGGCCAGUGAGGACUACGUAUCACCCCCCAAAUACAAGAGCAGCUUAUUGAAUCGUUACCUUAACGACUCUUUGAGACAUGUCAUGGCCACAAAUGCUGCCAUGAUGGGAAAGACAAGGCAAAGAAACCAUUCAGGAUCUUUUAGUUCCAAUGAAUUUGAGGAAGAAUUGGUGUCUCCCUCAUCAUCAGAAACUGAAGGCAACUUUGUCUAUCGCACAGACACUCUGGAAAAUGGAUCCAAUAAGGGCGACAGUGCAGCCAACAGGAAGGGACCAAGCAAGGAUGACACUUACUGGAAGGAGAUUAAUGCAGCUAUGGCCUUAACCAAUCUUGCACAGGGCAAAGACACCCUGCAGGGAACUACCAGCUGCAUCAUCCAGAAGUCGUCACAUAUAGCAGAAGUAAAGACCGUCAAAGUGCCACUGGCCCAGCAGUUUUAAGGGUUUGUCGCUUUUCAGACCAAUGGCUGUUCUUCACGUCAGUGUUUUCCCCUAAAUCCUCCUCCUUAAGAGCCGAAGCAGAAGUGGAAAUGACUCCCUUUCAAACCACUUCUUAUUUUUAAUUAUCCUAACUAGAUCAUUUAGUUGCUUCUAUAAAAGACAUAUAAAUUAUAAAAACCUCACUUUAAUCAAAAAUAGUAACUUAUUUUAUGUUACUCAAACUAUGCAUCAAGUGUCUGCAUUGCCAUUACAGUAAGUGCCUUGCUUCCCAAAAAUCAGCAACAACGUGGGCAUAGCGGAGUAGCUAUGCCUCAAAUGACAGCACCACCAUGCUUGUUAGUCUGCGUGUGUCACUCCAGACGGGCCUGUAACCAUUCCAGGACUGAAACCACACUCGCUGAAAGCCCUCAUGAUGUAUUCAGUAAUUCACAUGUUAAAACUUGGAAGUCUAUUCAGCCCAAAUGAAACAUUCCUCUAAAAAAAACAAAACAAAAAAAAAACCUUCUGCAUUUAAAAUUGUUCAGCAUGCUUUUCAGAGUGACAGUGAGAAAUUCAUGCAUGUCUCUUGCCUGCCUAUCUGACACACAACAAAGGUCCAAAACAAAAGGAGCGGCGAUCACAUAAUAUGUACACGUAAGAAGAAUCCCAGUGAUACAUUGUGAUCUGAAAAACUUUUUCCAAGCAUUGCUGGAAAAAUACCACAAUGCCCUUUUAGAAUUAAUUUGGAUUUUCUUUUUCUUAAGUUUCGCUGAAGUUUUUAAAAAUUUUAUUAUAUAAAUAACUCAAAAUGUUCCUGUGUAGAACUAAACCUAUAGUUUAGUUUUAACACAUGAUCCUGUUUGCAUUAGAGUUCAGUGCUUUUUGUGAUGGAAACUGUUUCAUACGGAAUGGUUGAAAAACCGUUUAGUUGGUUCAUUUCAAAUUAUAAUUGCUAAUGGACAAUUUGUAUUGCAACGAGAACAAGACAAUGAAAGAAAUGUAUCUCUGUGAAUAUACAUACACACACACACAAUUGGUCUUUAAAUUUAAAACAUAUGGAAAACAAAACAUUGACAGUCUUUGAAUUUUGCCAAGUAGGACAUUAAAUAAGUAAAAAUUAAGUGAAAUCACGCAUUAAAAGAAAGAACAUUUUGUUUCUAAAUUAAACUAUCAUUGAGUGAGAAUAAUCAAUAUCAAGAAAGAAGAAUAUAGUUUUCAAUCAGACAAUAAUAUUCUAAUCAGCUUGGGGAGACUUGAAACUUGAAUAAACAGUGGAGAUGCCAAAUAUAACAGAGUAUAUGUGCUACAGAGAAGUAAAAAGGAUUUGACUCUUAUGGUGGGAUGUUUUUUCUGGGUAUGUAAUCUAUUUUGUAAUUUUUUUUUUAAACUGGAAAGCUUUUUUGUGAGUGUGAAUGAGAGCCAAUAGUGCAGCCAUGUGGUGAUAUUUUUCUUUAUUUUGCAAAACGCUUUUAAAACCAAAGGCUGCUAUAGUUGAUAUAUGGACAAUAUCAAUCUUGAUAUAAAUUGUAGGACACUUUUUCAUGUAACAUAGCAUUUGGGGAUUGGGUUUAUUUAGUGUAAUGAAAAUAAUUUGAUAUAAAAAUAUUUUGUAUAUAUAUAUUUUUACUUUGUUUUCUAAAUUGCUGUUUGCAGUAACAGUAAAUGCAAAGCAAGAUAUGUUAAGUUAUGACUGUAUGAUCAGAUGAAGUAUGAGUUCUUUUGGUUUACAUCCUUAAAUAGUUAGAGAUCCAUGAUAAAAACUUUGGAAUCUUUAUAAAUGAAUUUUGUCAAAAUGUGAUCAUGUCAAAGAAAGCUAAGGACAAGUACUUCACUCUUUUUCAUACUAUUAUAAGUUAUUCUGGUAUUAAAUAUUUUAAUAAAAUUGAUUUUGUUUUGACAUAUUUCAGUUAGAUGAAUGGAUGCUGGUUGUUUUUUAUUUGAAUUAGUCAUAAUUCAUUUUUGCCAUCUUUUUGAAAAGAAUCAGCAAAUUUGUUCUAUGUUAUAAACUAUGGAUGACAAGGCAAUAUAGGAGAGCUUUCACAUGAUUUUUUUUUAAAUACCAAAGCUUGGAAUCUGGCCUAUAAAUACAUCAAGAAGAUUUUAUAAUUAGCACAUCCUUGGCAAUAUCUCCAAUUGCAAUUACUUUUAAUUUAUUUUUUCUUUUGCUGCUUUAACGUUUUCUGGAAAUUAAAGUCCCCCCAAUCCUUUAAAAGAAUCUUGAACAAUGCUGAGCCAGCAGCUAAGAAUCUAACUCAUAAUUUAUGUUGUAGAGAAAUAGAAUUACCUCUAUUCUUUGUUUUCCCAUAUGUAAUCAUUUUAAUAAAAUUAAUAACUGCCAGGAGUUCUUGACAGAUUGAAAAUAAAAGUUAAUUUCUAGACCUCAAGAUCAUAUGAAUUUUGUUUUCCUUUGAGAGUUGACCAGGUGGAGAAAGAAGUAGAACAGAAGGGUCCAUUAUAUGCUGUAAGUCUCUUUAGGUUGGUAAGGGAUAUGAUAUGGGAGCACUGCAUUUGUAUUAGGUUUGAUUUUCAUCACCUUAGACCACCAACCUACCUUUUAAGAGCCGAGGAAAAGAGAGUAUGAUGCUAACUGUUAAAAUACAUAGCUUUAAAAUGAACAUUUUCACUAAACACCUUCUUUGAGAAGCUAAUACAAUAAGCAUUAUUACUGGCUUUGAAGUUAGACAGAUCUAUGUUUGAAUCUCAGCUCUGCCACUCACUGCAUAAGAUCCAGACUCAGUCACUCUGCGCUUGGCUUUCUUCAUCUGCAAAGUGAGAGGAAUGAGUCAUACCUUGUAGAUUUGCUACAAGGUUUAGAGAUCACAUACAAUACAUGAAGUGCCUACCACAAUGCCUGGCAUUUAAUAGGUGCUUAAUAAGUGGAAGGUAUUAUCACAUAAUUAUAAUUCCUCUAUAUAGGGUUUGUGUGCAAGAAAGUAGAAAUACACAUAGCAUAUGAGAUAUGGAGAAUUUAAUGAAGAGCCUUGGGAAAGGAAAGAUAUCUGACAUGAAAGACUGCUGUGGAGUAAUAAUAGUUGGGAUCAGAGUUGGAGAGACCUUCAAGAAAGAUCAUUUUAUUAUUAUUACCUUGAACUUCCUAGAGAAAAGGAUAAAGUAUAACAAAGGUAGGAAAGAACAGACAUGCCAAUAGAAGACAUAGCAUGUGGGAGAGCUUCCUUCAUCCAUAUCAACCAGAAUUGCAUUUCCCUCUAUUCAUCCUGCUUGAUCCUGUUGAAAAUGACUAAGAACUCAAGCUGCUGUCUGUAUCCCUGCCUGCUCCAAGUAGCAAUGUUUAACAAACAGUGGCAACAGCCAUGGUCUGCUUUUAAACUCAGCCAGCUCAACAGCAUAACAUCAUGCAAAUAAACACAGAGAGUAAGCAAGCCACCCAGACUCUUCUGUCUGGGGCAGCUUAGGUCGGCCAUGCCUUGGAAAGCAGUGUGGGGUGGUGGUAAGGACUUGGACUGGCAUAACCUGGCUUUGCCUCUUCACUGCUUGGUGACUUUGGGGAAUAAGCAUAAAUCUUGUGUACCCAGUGUUUGCAUCUAUAAAAUUUGAUCUAUGAAAUUUACCUACUCCAAAGAUCUAUUGUGAGGAUUAAAUAAGGCAGUGAAUAUAAAAGUACUUUGCAAACUGCAUGUACUGUACAAAUGUUAAUGAUUAUUAAUGUGUUCCAGAUGACUCUGUAAGGCCAAAUAUCCCAUAUUUUUGGCAAUAUAAACUGUGGUUUCCAUGAAGCAUAUAAGACCCCCAGAUUCUGUCAAGUUCAUAUUGUGAUCUACCAUCUUUGGGCCUUCUUGAGCAGAGUCUUCUGGUCCUUUACUUCUUUUUAACAGUUACGGUCAGAAUUAGGUGACUGAUAGUUACACUGCAGGGACAGAAUCCUAACUUCAUCACUUCCUAGGUUGGAGACACAUCUUAGAGGUAGACUAAAAAUUUGGUUUGAGAAGUGUAUGUAUUGCCCAUAAUAAACUCUUUUUU
Molecule: messenger RNA, 5221 nt
Organism: Mirounga angustirostris (Northern elephant seal)
Lineage: Eukaryota; Metazoa; Chordata; Mammalia; Carnivora; Phocidae
Gene: MKX
Product: mohawk homeobox
Exons: 7
Coding region: 203-1264 (353 amino acids)
Biological process (GO): cell development; regulation of transcription by RNA polymerase II; muscle organ development
Cellular component (GO): nucleus
Molecular function (GO): DNA-binding transcription factor activity, RNA polymerase II-specific; RNA polymerase II cis-regulatory region sequence-specific DNA binding
Source: RefSeq, a predicted model, not a curated record